This is a messenger RNA of Cryptococcus deneoformans JEC21, 4755 nucleotides long. RefSeq lists its product as hypothetical. Gene Ontology annotation, molecular function: protein binding. The transcript is spliced from 7 exons. Lineage: Eukaryota; Fungi; Basidiomycota; Tremellomycetes; Tremellales; Cryptococcaceae. Bases 307 to 4668 code for a protein of 1453 amino acids. The record is from RefSeq and is a predicted model, not a curated record.
UUCGUUUACAUUUUCAUUUCUCUUUUACAAUUCCUUCAAUUCACUUUCGGACAAGGAUUUUGCAAGCUCUGCUCAUAUCCAGAUCCCCGGCGACAUAUCUACACACCUCCCGUAGCGUCGAAAGCAGCGUCGACCGUCUGGUCCUCAUCCGCCAACAAAAGCCGCAGAUCCUUGAGGAAAACAGCAGUUCUCAGCUUCAGGAGCACUGCAACUUCACCGACUCCCCGCUGCAGACAAGUCAUACCGAGGCCCCCUUCCUCGGUUGUUCUUUGUCUUUGCUGCGGUCAGUCGAUCUGAAAAUUUCGUAUGCCAAAUCUACACGUUCACUUUCUGAAUGGUAAUGUCAAAGCCUUUCGGCAGGAGCUCGAUGGGACUGCCGGAGGUUGUACUCCCAAGGGAGGCAAUGGUGGGGGAGGGGGCUUAGGGCCAAGUAGUGCCUCAGGGGGUAAUGGCAAAAGCUGGAUGAUGAGUGGAAUGGGCGCGAGUGGCAAGGCGGAUCCAAACGAGAGGGAUAUGUUUGGGAGGACUGUUCUACACCUUGCUGCAUCAUCUACAACGCCAAUGGCCUACACAUUCUUUCAGAUUUUGCUUCGACACCCGCAGCUACAAGUUAACCUCCAAGAUCAAGAAUCCGGUUACACAGCUCUACAUCGCGCUCUGUUUGUGGGGAACAUACGGGCAGCUAGGGAUUUGUUGCUGAGGAAUGAUAUUGAUACGUCGAUAAAAGACGCAGAGGGCAUGGCGGCGUAUGAUUUGUAUAAUGGUACUGUCGAUGGGACUAACCCGCCACAAAAUGGCAAUGGCACAGAUCUGUUCGUAUGGGGAGUCAAUCGCAAUUUCGCUCUCGGCACAGGUGACCAGUCAGACAAAGCGUUUCCCGAUCAUAUCAAUCUUCUCACCCAAGCACAAGCCGCUGGCCGUUCGGAUCCUUCCCAAAAAUUCAGUCAUGUUGGUGUUAAAGAUGUUGUAAUGUCCAAACUUCACACGGGAGUCAUAACCUCUGAAAGUAGGGGUAACCUCAGCCUGUGCGGUUUCGGCGCCAAUGGAAGAUUGGGAAAAUCGAUCCAUUCUCAACUGGCUCUUGUGCCCAUGACUGAUCUACAGCAUUCGAUUGUGUCAAUUGCUUUAGGGCAAGACCACACGCUGGCUUUGACAUCGGGCGGAUAUAUUCUUUCUUGGGGAUACAAUCGGUUUUCACAGCUGGGCUAUGUCAUUGAAGCGCCGGAAAAGCCUGCGGGUAUGGGGAAGGAGGGUGAUGAUCUUAUUCAAGUGUCUCCCAAGAGAAUUGUCGGCCCUCUGAAGAAAGAAUUUGUCAGAGGUGUCGCAGCGGGUAGGAUGGCCAGUGCUUGUUGGACAGCAGAUGCGGUCUGGACCUGGGGUACUAACGCCGGUCACUUGGGGUACGACAAGGCGUCAAACCCUGUUCAGACAGUGCCAAGACGAGUGACUUCAAUCACUCAACCGGUCGUCGACAUUGCGUUUUCCGAUUACGCUAUGAUCUGCCUUCUCGAUACUUCUGAAGUCAUUUGCUUCCACGGCGAUACAAACUUCAAAAUUUCAUUCUCCAUUCCUCGGCUUCUUCCCGAAGCGUUUCCCUUUCGACCACCACAAACCACUUUAAAGCCAAUGAUCACGAAGGUGGCCAGUAGCGCCUCCUCUUUUGCAGCCCUGUCCUCCAUUGGAGACGUGUUUACAUUCACGUUACCAAAUCCCAUGGAAGAUGUAUAUAAGGAUGGGCGACAUGUAGUUGUCAAGCCUCAAAUUGUGUGGGCGCUGAGAAAGAAUUUUACUGCUGUCAAGGAUGUCGCUAUAGGAUCUGACGGCACAGUCAUUGUGUGCACCCAUUCGGGUCACGUAUUUGUUCGCCAACGCUUAAAAUCGGGCUCUGGCCAACUCAAAUUUCGUCGUAUUCCCUAUCUGCAACGAGUCAUCAAAGUCGCCACAAAUGAAUCCGGGGCGUUUGGUGCUAUCCGCGUUGAUGCUAGGCCAACGCCUAUCAAGCUGGUUGGGAAGACGCUUGAGGAAGAUUUAUUCUUACUGCAGCCUCAUUUUCACCGAUUGGAGCAUCAGAUGACAGCCGAAGACUUUGAAAAAUUGAACGCGAACAGUAAAAAGACUGACGACGAUGAGGAAGAAGAUGAUGAGAGCACCAACUCUGUCGCUAAAGAUACAUCCAUCGCUCUCAAGAUGUGUACUAUUUUGUCAAGGUGGAGAACAGGCGAGGGAGAUUCUUUAUUCGCUUGGAGUGACCCGCUACUAAGCAGUGAUUGUCAUCUGAUCAUCCAGGGUUUGGCGAUCCCAGUACACAGCGCCAUUCUCUCCAUGAGGGCUGUGAAAAUUGCCCAAUUGCUUGCAGGGGAGUACACGAGCAAUGUACUCUCCUUGGGAUCGUAUGGCACGUCCCCUGCCAUCAAGGUGGAAGCGUGCCAUCCCCUCGUUGGUUUGCUACUCAUACAGUAUCUGUACUCUGAUGACGUUGCCGCCAUCUGGGAUGCUCGUGUAGCGCGCAUCAUUCAAGACAAGUACGCCGCGGAAAAAAUCCCUGUAGGAGACAUCAAGUCUGAGCUCAAAGCCCUUGCCGACGAACUCGAUCUUUCGCCUCUAUCCUCUGUCCUCUCCUAUGCCGCCAAGCAACCUCUUCCCCAUCAUACUCUCUCGUCAGACAUGCAGUCCUUCUUCAACACGACUUUUACCGUCCCAGCGGGGCCUGAAUCACCAUGCGAUGUCACCAUAUUUUUAUCGGAUAAACAGGUUUCUUGUAAUUCUGUGAUCUUGAGGGCCAGGUGUCCGUUCUUUGAGGCAAUGUUUGAAGACCGAGAUUGGACGUUGAACAGGAAGAGUGAAGGGGCGGUGGUGGUGAGGAUGACCCACUUGAAAUGGACGCCGAUGAAGCUGGUGUUCAGGUGGAUGUAUGAAGGGGUGGAGGAUGACUUGUUUGAUUAUCUUCAUCAAGAUACAUUGGACGAGUUCUUGGACUUUGUCUUUGAAGUCAUGGCUGCAGCUACGGAGCUUCUUCUUGACCGCCUUGUCCUUGUCUGCUCCCGAGCUAUUAUCCGCCAUUGCAAUGCCUUCAACGCCGCUGCGCUUGCCUCUGAAGCAUCUUUUUAUCAAGCCAACACGCUCAAACUUUCCGUUUUUGACUACAUCAUCUCAUGUCUGGAAACCAUGCUUGAGAGCGGCUUGUUAGACGAAAUGGAGCAGAGCGUUCUGCAGGAUCUGUCGAGUGUUAUUGCCGAGAAGCAGAAGAAACGAUCCCCUGUGGCGAGAGAAGGGGUGCUCGUGAAGGAGUUGAUGGCAAAACACCGAGAAUGGCUGUUGGUGCAAGACAUCCCGGCGCCGAUUGUGCGACAACCUUUCAAAUAUAGGGCGAGGUCAGCGAUGUCGCCUGUCGACCUUUCUUCGGCCAAGCCGGUGGCACCGAGACGUAAACCGCCACCUUCACCAAUGGUCAAUCCCAGUGCUGAAGUCUCUGACAAAUCAUCAGCUGCGGAUGGUAUCUUCCAGAUGGACGACGAUCUGCCGACGCCAACGACCAGUGCAUCGGAAGUACGGACACCGAAUAGGGGCUCGAGGUCAAUGACGCCUCUGAGUCUUGGUGCUACACCUUUCCAGCCUGCUGCUUCCACGUCUGGCUCGUCGACACCGGCCAAGACACCGAUAUGGAAAUCAAAGACUGUGGAGACUGGUAAGGCUGAUUUGCGGAGUAUCAUGGCGGAGACUGCGGCUGCCAAGACGCCUUUGAAGCCUGUAUCCAUGCCUGUGGUGGCAUCUGCGGUCGGAAAUGGUUCAGCGGCGCGAGGCGGGUUCCCGCUGCCGGCGUCUGGGGCUGCGCCUUCCAAGGGUAUGCUGGCACGCAGUCCUCCAUCGGCAGGUCCUUCUACCGGUGGCCCAUGGAGAGCGACUGAAGUGAGGAAGACGUCGUUUACUGCGCUGCAAGGUCAGCAGGCGACUAACGGUCUCGGAACGGGAUCGCCAGGGAACACGAGCACGAGCACGAGCACGAGCGCGAACGCGAACGCGAACGCGAACACGAACACGUUGAACAGAAGCGCAGGCUCUCAGGCGUCUCCGGCUCCCCAACGCUCCGGCUCGGCCAAGGUCAUUACUCCUGUCAGACUCCAAGCACCUGCGACGCAGCCGCGCAAGAGCAGUACGCCCACCGCGGCGUGGUCCACUCCAAGCACAUUCAUCCCCCCUCCGCCGAUCAGCGUCUCGCCCGUCGCACAGGGUCUAUCUCUCUUGGCGAUCCAGCAGCAGGAGCGGGAAGCCGCCGAAGCGCUCGCACGGAGGCCUGCGAAGAGUCUGAGGGAAAUUCAAGAGGAAGAGCAGGAAGCAGAACGGGCAAGAGUGCAGGAGGAAGAGUUCAUGCGGUGGUGGCACGAGGAGGAAGCGAGGGUCGCAAAGGAGACUAGGCAGGGAGCUGUGGGCGGCAAUCAGCAGGGCCAGAGUGGAAGAGGUCGAGGACGAGGCGGACGCGGGAAAGCAAGAGGCGGGGGCGGCGGAGGGCGAGGUAGAGGAGGUGGGCAGGGUGGGCAGAAUGGCCGAGGAGAGGACAAGCAGGGCGGGGCUGCGCCGACGGGCACGCACGGCCAGCCGAGCCAAGGACGUGGGAAACAUGACGGCGGGCGAGGAGACGGGAGUGGCCCGCGUGCGUUGGGCAAGGCAUGAUGCAUAGAGCAGGCUGGGAGCUGUACGACAUGUUGUACGGGUAUUCCCGGCGCGGGUUACAUAGAGUUAUGCAUGGAUUAUGCAUGG